Eimeria tenella is the source of this 2241-nucleotide messenger RNA. RefSeq lists its product as uncharacterized. Gene Ontology annotation, biological process: maturation of SSU-rRNA from tricistronic rRNA transcript (SSU-rRNA, 5.8S rRNA, LSU-rRNA). Lineage: Eukaryota; Apicomplexa; Conoidasida; Eucoccidiorida; Eimeriidae. The coding region runs from base 1 to 2241 and encodes 746 amino acids. The record is from RefSeq and is a predicted model, not a curated record. Gene Ontology annotation, cellular component: small-subunit processome; nucleolus. The transcript is spliced from 10 exons.
AUGGCCAGGGGGAAACGGGGGGCGGGUCGCAGGCCUGCUGCUUCGUCCCGCAGCACAGCGGCUUCCCGAGGUGCUUCCCGUGGCGGUGCAGCUGCCUCAGCGAAUGCAGAAUAUAUGUCCGACAGCUCUGAGGACUUCUUGCCUCUGAGCGGAGGGAGAAAAGGUGAACAAGACAGCGAAGACGAGACCACAAUGAUGCAACAGAUGGGCUUUGAGGAUGCCGAGGACACUGCCAGUGACGAGGAUGAGGAGGAAAGCACGGAGGGGGGAUCGCCAGAGUCGGAAGAGGGUAGUGACGACGAUGACCAAGAUGAUGUUGACGCUUCAGAUGAUGCCGCCGCCAACUCCGCCCCCAGCUCCGAUGAGGAAACCCGCACGGCCUGGGGCCGGAAAGCCAAAGACUUCUACGACGAAGGGAGCGACGAGGAAAGCAGCGAAGACGAAGAGGAGCUGCAGGAGAGAGCGGCUGAGGCGGUGCGGGUCACGGAGGUGGAGGAGAUGGAGGGGGUCAGAGAGGAGCACUUCGGAGCCGAUCCCAGGUCCAUUGAAGCGUUGAAAAAGCUGCUCGACAUGCAGGGCAAGUCGCUGCCGCAGCAGCAGAAGGGGGCCGACAAAAAGGCGGCAGAGGGAACUGAACAGGAAAUGCUGUGGCAGGCGAGGCUUGAUGCGGAAGUGGGUGCAAUUCUGGAUGGAUUUGCGGUUUCUACGGAGCAGCAGCAGCAGCAGAAACCGCAGGCGGCAGCAGCAGGCUUGAGUGAAGAUGAAUUAAAGGAGAUAGUGAAUACGGCCCACCCCGAGCUGGAGGGGCUGCUACAGGAGCUGCGGGACUCACUAAAGGAAAUAAAUCAAAAAGUCGAACCGUUAAUCACUCUCGCUAAGGCCAAAAGGUUCUUAACCCAAGAGGGCGUGUCUCUCUUGGACGCCAAGAACCAGCUGUUGCUAUCUUACUUGACAUACCUUGCCUAUUACAUUUUGUUGAAGGCGCAUGGGGUGCCUAUUGCCACUCAUCCCGUCCUUGAGCGCCUAAUAGAGACGAAGCUACUGCUGCAGAAAUUGCGGCCGAUUGAAGCAGCACUGAAGCCGCAAUUGCAGCGGCUGCUGUCUAGCGCAAGGGAAGGGUCACAUGGUUCAGCGGCGCCUCGCGCACGACCGGAAGCUUUUGCUGCAGUUGGUGAAUCUGAUGGGGAUGAGAGUGGAGAUGACAAUGGAGAUGAAAGUGCAAGUGGGAGUGAAGCCUCAGAUGUAGAGGGAGACGAGACCAAACUGUCGCCACAGAUGAUUGAGAUGGAACACAUUGCAGAUAAUGCCUCAGCAUCCAGACGUGCCGCUCGCGAGUUACAACGCGCUGCAGCCCGACUAAAGAAGAGCGAAAUGGUGCGGGCAGUGAAGGAAAUGACUGGGGAUGCUCCUGAGGAAGUAGGAAUAGAAAGGUGGUUGGCGGCUAAGGCCCACAAAGAGGCAGCCAGGGAGGCGGGGCUAGUAGGAGACGAUGAAGACAUGCAGCUGAUGAGAAGGUCUUUGUCAAAAAAGGAAAGGAAAGUCCAAGCCGCUCAGCGCGCGCUUUUUGAGCGCCGCGCGGCUCUUUCUGUUGGCUCUACCUUAGAGGAUUUAUCAAUUUUUUGUGAAGAGGAGUUGGGGGGUGUUGGCGAGGACGACGAUGGACCCUUUGACUUGCAAAGUAGAGGGAAAGGGAAGGAGAAAACCCGAGGGAGGGGCAUGUUAAGUCACUAUUUGAAUGCAGCAAAACAAGCAGCAGAAGAAAACAAGAAACUGAACAAGGCGUUUGCAGAGAAACUCGUCAUCGCCAGACAACAAAAUCUUCAACAUUUGAACAGGAAGAACCAUAAGGAAAUGGACAAGUCAGCUCCAAAAAAAACGACAGCAGGGUCGGAAGAAAGUGAAGACGAAGAGUUUGCGCGUUUAGUUGAGGAGACAAAAGUGCGAAAGGAAAAGAAGAAGCAACAGAUGAAAGAAAAGGCGGAGCAGUUCCUACCAGAAAGUGAACCGGAAUUUGAAGGAAGAAGGCACGUGACGAAAGAAAUAAUGGCGAAUAGAGGGCUCGUGAGGAAGCGAAAAAAGUAUGAGGGAAAUGCGCGCGUCCACAACCGAAUGAAGUUCGAACGGAAAACGAAGAAGCUCAAAUCACUGAGGCCAGAAAUGCGUGCAGUGGAAGACCGGAGCUACGAAGGCGAAGUUUCUGGCCUGCGUGCAAACCUGAAGAGGUCGCGAACACUGAAUUGA